AUGCUCGGGGAAAUGUGCGAGCACUGAGCCCCUGGAAACGGCAUCGUUUUUCUUUUCUUGCUUGCGCUUCAACUGUGGCGUUAGAUCCGAUCCUCCACCGGCGAUCUCACCUGACCUCCUCCAUUUCUCCACGCUUCACUCCCCCUGCAAUAGCGUCUCCCGUUUGAAUCGACGAAGUCUUGCAUAAUUGAUAAAUCCUCUUGGUUUUGUAGCUCUGCUUCUCCACACUUUGGCUAUAGAAUUACUAGCAGUUGGUUCAUGGCUGUCAAAGUGCUGGACACGGAGGAAAUUUGCAGAAACUAGCAGCCAGUGGCAACAAGUAAAGGUGAUAUUGGUGGAAUUAUGGAAAGUCAUGAAGGAGAUUCUCUUAAGCCUGAGGAGCAGUUCUCAUACAGGAAUCAUCACAAUCAUGGAAGCUAUGGAAAUCUUGUUUUAGAAAAUGGCUUAUCUGAUGACCACCGUUGCCAAGUUGAUCCCAAUGAUCAGCUUCUACAAAUGGCUUUUGAACUUAGAUUUCAGAAUGAUUUUUUGAAGUCUCAGUUUGAGGGCUUUAACAUUCUAAACAGUGUACAUAGCGACUCUAGUCUGGGGAAUAAAGUUAGUGGCCUGGCAGAAGAUGAAUCUGAUAUCAUUGAAGAAUUGCAGGGAAAGAUGCAAGCAUUAAAUAAAGAACUUCUAGAUGAAAAACAAACGAGAGGUGCAGCCGAAGACACUCUAAAGCAUCUUCAAUUGGCAUACUCAGAGGCAGAUACAAAAACUCAAGAGUUGUCUGAAAAGCUUGCUGAAGCUGAAAAGAAGUUGGAUCAAGAAAUAAAAGAGCGUGAAGAAAAGUAUGCUGAACUUGAUACAAAAUUUAACAGGCUUCACAAACGAGCAAAACAGCGUAUUCAGGAGGUUCAGAAGGAAAAAGAUGAUCUUGAGUUCCAAUUGCGUGAGGUGAAUGAAAAGGCUGAGCAAGCAUCAGCCCAGCAAUUGUCAUUGCAGCAAGAGUUAGAGUGCACAAGGCAGCAAGCAAAUGAGGCAUUGAAGGCCGUGGAUGGGGAUAGACAGCAACUAAGAAGUGCAAAUAACAAACUUCGCGAUACCAUUGAGGAUUUGCGGCGUUCAUUGCUACCAAAAGAGAGUGCCCUUGAAGCAUUGCAACAGUCACUUGCAGAAAAGGAACAGAUGAUAGAAGAUUUGAGAGGUUUGCUUCAGGCAGCUGAUGAAAAGAGGCAAGCUGCACUGACUGAGCUUGCUGCUAAACAUCAAAAGAAUAUGGAGAGUUUGGAAGCUCAACUUAAUGAUGCUAUAUCUGAUAGAAAUAAAGCGGCUGAAACUAUUUCCUCCCUGCAGGUGCUAGUUGCAGAGAAAGAAUCUAAGAUUGCUGAGAUGGAGGCAGCAUCAACUGGGGAAGCUGCUAGACUUAGAGCAGCUGUUGAAACUGUGAAGGGAGAACUUUCUCACCUGAAACAGGAGCAUGAGAAAGAAAAGGAAAGUUGGGCGACUGCAGUUCAGAUACUUAAAGCAAAACUUGAAGUUGCAGAGAGCAACUGCAUACAUGCUGAAAUUGAAGUAGCAAAAAUGAGAAGUCAGCUGGAAUCUGAAGUAUCUGCACAAACCAGGAUUCUUAAUAUGAGAGAUGCAGAAUUGUUGUCUGCCAAGGAAGAGAUCAGCCAUCUCGAGAAUGAAUUUUCUUCCUACAAGGUUCGUGCUCACUCACUUCUUCAAAAGAAGGAUGCAGAACUGGCAGCAGCCAAAGACUCUGAUCAACUUAAAGCUCUUGAGGAAGCUUUGAAAGAGGCUGAAAGUGAAGUGUUAUCAAUGACAGAAGAAAGGGAUAGAGCUCUUCAAGAUCUUCAAGAUGCAGCAAAAAAUCAUGAGAAAGAGCUCACAGAAAGUGCAGAGCAGUCACGAUCUCUUAUAAUAUGUUUCAGAGACACAGCACUUAAAAAUGUCAUGGAGAAAAUAAGGGGCUUAGAAAUGAAACUUGAUUCUGCUAAUGCUCAGCACCUAAAAGAGAAAGAAGCAUGGGGACUCAGCCUUCAAAAUGUUGAAGAAACAUGGCGAAUUAAAUAUGACGCAAUGAAGGCUGAAACUGAAGGGUCUUUGGCACAUGAUAUAAAACUACAAAAGGAACUUGAAGAGAUCAAACAAAAGUACAAAAAAUUGAAGGAAGAGCAUGAUUCUUUUCGUGAUCUUGCUGAUAGAAUGAUUCAGGAGAAAGACAAUGAAAUAUCUAGACUUUUAGAUGAUAACAAUAAUCUUCAUCAGUCCCAGCAAUUUAGCUCAUUGGAGGAUCAAUAUGGUUAUUAUAGCACAGCCUUGCAUAAUGGUGGGGAUACACUGAACUUAAGCCCCCCAUCUGCAGAACAGCAAAUUCUGCUUCUGGCUAGACAACAAGCCCAAAGAGAGGAAGAGCUGGCACGAUCACAGCGGCAUAUCUUGGCACUUCAAGAAGAAAUUGAAGAACUUGAACGUGAAAAUCGUCUCCAUAGUCAACAGGAGGCAAUGUUGAAAGCGGAACUUCGUAGCAUGGAAAGAUCAAAAAAGAGGGAGGGAGUAGAUAUGACUUACUUGAAAAAUGUCAUUUUGAAGCUUCUUGAGACAGGUGAAGUGGAGGCACUAUUGCCGGUCAUUGCAAUGCUGCUUCAGUUUAGUCCAGAAGAGAUGCAGAAGUGUCAGCAAGCAUAUCGCAGUUCAACAGAAGUUCCGCCAAGUCCAGGAAGUGAUUCUUCGGGAUCUGGCCUAUCUCUUUUCUCACGAUUCUCAUUUUCAUAGGGCACAAGUGGGAAUGCUAGAGGUUUUUUUUGUUUUUUGUUUUUUUUGUUUUGUGGUUGCCCUGAGAAGGUCUGCUCCUGCCAUCCAGCGGCAGGAGUAUCAGUUUGCGUUACAAGCUGUUUCAGAGAAAGCAGGUUUGACUCAGUAAAUCGAUAUUGUAAAAUACGGCCAUCAUUUGUUUUAUAAAGAUUGGAAGCUGUGAAGGAAGACAUGGAGGAUAAUGUUAUACUACACAUAUCAGGACAAUGAAGAUGGAGGAAGAACCCGCGGAAGAAGCAACCUUUAGAAUUUAAUUUUCACCGUCGAGUCGAAAAGUAUAACGAGACAGUUUUGGUUUCUUUUUGUUGUAUUAAUCAUCAAUACGUCAAUACCAAAGGAAUGGGAGCUCUCCGUGUGACGUGUACGGGUACCCAUGCAAAUGUAAGAAAUCGUAUGAUUAUCUUGUUUUUAGUGGACAUGAAUUGUUAUUAUUUUGUUAAUUGAAGUAAAUAAUGUUUGCUGCGUUCUGAUU
Molecule: messenger RNA, 3271 nt
Organism: Prosopis cineraria
Lineage: Eukaryota; Viridiplantae; Streptophyta; Magnoliopsida; Fabales; Fabaceae
Product: protein GRIP
Exons: 22
Coding region: 343-2760 (805 amino acids)
Biological process (GO): reciprocal meiotic recombination
Source: RefSeq, a predicted model, not a curated record